CAUCUCACAGGCCAACCCGCAGGGGGUGCAUAUGGUGGGCCGGAGAGAGGCUGACCGGACCCAGCAAACAGCACAGGAGGGAUCACUGGCAGCUCUGGAACCAGCCUGCAAUGAUCAGGAGGAGAUAAGUGGGCUAUGGGCUACAGGUGCUCAUAUUUAGGGACGUUAAUUAAAAUGAAUAGAUUAGUGAUUGCCUCAAUUGGCCAGCACCUGUAGCCGAUGCAGUUAACAAGCAUCUCCUCCAGCCCAGUGAUAUAAAAAGGCUGAGCAGUCACUAGACAGGGAAUCGUGACUGAGGAGAGAAGGACUGAGCCGUGUUGGAACUUGUUGUUUUGAAAAUAGUUUUUUUUUUAAACUACUCCUGUGCAAGAUAUAGGUUUGUUUUUUUUUGUUUGUUUCCCGUUUUUGAUGCCCUUCAAGACCCAAAAUAAAAGCACACGGAUCCACCAAACCUGUGUUCGCCUGUGAUUAAUUCCACAUUAAAAAGUGGUGCCUGCAUUCAGCAAGCCUACAAGUGGUACCAGAAGUGGGGCCCCUCUGACGGCAACAGCUAAACUUAUUGUGUGGAUAUGGAGGUGGACAAGCUGAUACGGUGGAUGCAAGAGCAGGAGGGGAAACGAGAAGCCAGAGAGGUGCAGAGACAGGAACAACUGGCUCAGUUUUUCGGCACACUGGUGACUAAGAUGAUGGCACCAGGGAGUACGGAGGCCACGGUGGCCAGGAUGUUUGCAGUCCAGCCCAAGCUCCUGAAAAUGACGACUGAAGAUGACCCUGAAGCGUUUUUAGUAACGUUUGAAAGAAUGGCGGAGGCAGCAGCUUGGCCAAAAGAGCUGUGGGCAUUGAAACUGGCCCCAUGUCUCUCCGGAGAAGCUCAAGCCGCUUACAGAGCACUGGACACGGCAGACGCGCAAGAUUACCAGAAAGUAAAAACCGCUAUCCUGCAACGCUUGGGCAUCACAGAGGAAAGCUAUAGACUGCGCUUCAGGGGAUAUACCAUCCCCUUGGGGACUAAACCCCGUGUGGCAGCUCAAACCCUCCGCCACUUCUGCAAACGGUGGCUGAAAACAGAGAGCAGGAAUGUUGAGCAAAUCACAGACUGUCUGGUGGUCGAGCAGCUGUUACAAGUAAUACCAGCUGGAGUGGCAGCCUGGGUCCGAAGAAAUCAACCACAGAGCUUGGAGGAAGCUGUUUGCCUGGCAGAGGCCUACCAGGAUGCUGAAGCGGCUGCAGCCCCAUCGGAAGGAAGCUCAGGAAAGAGGACAAAUACAUCUCCUAAGGACAUACAAAAAAAGGUAAACCCCAAAGAGGGUAACCGGAAACCCCCUUUAUGGGUUCCACGGUUAGCUCCUCGGUGGGUAACAGAAAAAACUAGCCCACCAGAGGAAUUCUGGCGGGACAAACCACGGACAUCCCCAGGCCCCAUCAUUUGUUUCAGGUGCGGAGAACCCGGGCACAUCGCGAGGCAAUGUCAGCAGGAGGAGAUUGAACGUAUGGAAGUCGGGGUGGCGCGCAGCAUUGCGUAUGGUCAUGCCGGCCCGGUGAGUGCAGAUCCCUUUGUCAUACCAGUGAGGGUUGAGGGUCAGGAAACCAUCGCUCUGAUAGAUUCAGGUAGCACAGAGACUCUGGUUAGCCGGGAUCUCGUACCAGGAAGCAAAUACAAAAAGGGGCAAGCAGACAUAAAUUUACUGUGUGUACAUGGUGAUAUAAAAACCUAUCCCACUGUAAUAAUCAAUAUAGAAAUUGGGGGUAAAUCCUUUAAGGUUAAGGUGGGAGUGAUUCCAGCUCCCCCCUUCCCUGUAAUCUUAGGGAAGAACUGUGAAAGGUUCCAUCAACUGUUAAAAGCCGGAACCACACUGGUUGGAGAAAGGGGGGGACCACUGCACUCCACUUCUAAUUUUGAGGGGGAAAAUAUGGACGAAGGGUUAUUUCCAUUUAGGGAGGAAGUAAUCAAGCCCCCUCAGGGAGAAAGGAAAACCCGCUCUCAAAAGAAGCGGGAAGGUAGGAAAUUUCUGGAGAAAACUAAAAACCUUGGCAGAAUUGGGGAAAGCCCUAUAAAUCUUCCCUCAUUACAGGCGGUAGAGUCUGAAGACAAUGAAGAUUUUUUGAACCGAGCGAUUGAACUUGAUCGUCCGGUUUUUAAGCAAGCUCAGUUAGAGGAUCCUAACUUACGGUAUGCAUUUGAACAGGCCAUGGAAGCUAGUGAAGAAUAUUGGAAAAUAUGCGACACAAAACCUACCCCACACUUUCUGUUAAACAACGGCCUGUUAUACAGGGUUAUUCGGGGUACUCUCCAAGGAGAGCAUACCCACCAGUUGCUAGUACCGCACUCACAGAGGAACACCAUUAUGCGUUUAGCGCAUACACAUUUGUUGGGGGGACAUCUAGGCACUGACAAGACACGAGAUAGAAUCCUUCUCCGUUUUUUCUGGCCUGGGGUGUGGCGUGAGGUGGCAGAUUUCUGUGAGUCUUGUCCCGAGUGCCAGAAAGUGGCAAGUAAAAAACCGCCUCGAGCUCCCUUGAUACCGCUACCUAUUAUUGAGGUGCCCUUUGAUAGGGUAGGGAUAGAUAUAGUUGGCCCUUUGCCAAAAACCAAGUCAGGGUGCGAAUAUAUAUUAGUGCUAGUUGAUUAUGCCAGCCGAUACCCUGAGGUGGUCCCCUUAAGGAACAUGGCUACCAAAACUAUAGCCAGAGAACUAAUGAAUAUUUUUUGUAGAGUGGGUCUCCCAAAGGAAGUGCUUACUGACCAGGGAACCCCCUUUAUGUCCCGGGUCUUUAAAGAGUUAUGCCGCCUCCUGAAAGUAAAAACAAUUCGAACCUCUGUGUACCACCCACAGACGGAUGGUUUGGUAGAGAGGUUCAACCGAACCCUAAAAGGUAUGCUUAAAAGGGUAGCACAAGAAGAUUUGUGUAACUGGGAUACUGCUUUGCCUUUUCUGAUGUUUGCUUUCAGGGAAGUUCCCCAAGCAUCAACCGGGUUCUCCCCAUUUGAAUUACUGUUUGGCAGACAGCCCCGAGGGUUACUAGACGUCUUGCGGGAAGCAUGGGAGGCAGAACCAGCUAGAGGGGACAGUGUUGCAGAGUAUGUAACUCAACUCCGUGACAGGUUGGGAAAAAUGUCCCAACUAGUGCAGGAACAUUUAAGAAAAGAGCAGUCCCAACAGGAGCGACAGUACAAUCAGGGGGCGAGGGCCCGGGAGUUUAAAGAGGGGGACCGGGUAUUGGUGCUGGUCCCAUCUGACCCCCAUAAGUUUGUAGCAAAAUGGCAGGGGCCAGUGGAAAUAGUGGAGAAGGUAGGACCCGUGAAUUAUAAAGUUCAUCAACCAGGUAAAAGAAAAACCCACCAGAUAUACCACGUUAACUUACUAAAGCCUUGGAAAGAACGAGAGUGCUUGUUUUUUAGAAAUGCUGAGUUAGAGGGGGAGGAUGAAACCCAAGGGGAGCCCAAAGUACCACAAAGACAUAGCAUAUGCAAAGGGGAACACUUGAAUAACCAGCAACAAAAAGAACUUAAUAAAUUGUUGUCCGAUAACUCUGAUGUAUUUUCUGAGGAACCUGGGAUCACACACCUGGGGCAGCACCAAAUCACAACGGAGCCAGGAGUGAAAGUGUGUCAGCGGCAUACACGGGUCCCGGCAGCCAAACGGGUGACCAUGAAGGAGGAGGAUUAUGCCGAAGCAAAGGGGGAAGGUAUGUGAGCCAUCUCACAGGCCAACCCGCAGGGGGUGCAUAUGGUGGGCCGGAGAGAGGCUGACCGGACCCAGCAAACAGCACAGGAGGGAUCACUGGCAGCUCUGGAACCAGCCUGCAAUGAUCAGGAGGAGAUAAGUGGG
This is a messenger RNA of Acipenser ruthenus (sterlet), 3830 nucleotides long. RefSeq lists its product as uncharacterized. NCBI's taxonomy places the organism in Eukaryota, Metazoa, Chordata, Actinopteri, Acipenseriformes, Acipenseridae. Bases 570 to 3695 code for a protein of 1041 amino acids. Gene Ontology annotation, biological process: proteolysis; DNA integration. The record is from RefSeq and is a predicted model, not a curated record. The transcript has 2 exons. Gene Ontology annotation, molecular function: zinc ion binding; nucleic acid binding; aspartic-type endopeptidase activity.